UCAUUAAAGAGUGAAUCAGAUGCACAGUCACGUUUAUUUCACAGGUAACCCCUGUUGUUUGUUAUUUUACCUCACGUUUUCUUCUAUAUGGCUGUUUUAUUAAAUGAAAACAAAUGGUCCGGUAAUAGGUUUUAGUGUAGACUUUAAUGUGACGUGAAAGACACUCUGAAUUAUGUCACUAGCAGCAGCAUCACCGGAUAAAGUGAAUGUGUUGUGAGUCCCCAAAUGUCAUUUGCGAUCGAGAGCACGCGCUCCUGUGCACUCGCCCGCGCGCUUCAGUGUCUCUGGUGCUCCGCGCGCUGACAGCCUGCUGCCGCUGUUGCUGCUGGACGGGAACCAUGGAGGAGAAACACAAGGAUGAGAGCGCCAAAGAAACGCAAUCAACGUCCUACCAGAGAAGGAUAUGGAGGAAUUUCCAAGAGAAGACCAAACCGUUUCUGAGCCCCAAACUGGGGUCCGUACGACGCAGCGGGGAUGGUAAAAAAGAAAGCGGGUUGUGGAUGUUUAAAAGAAAGAAGAAACAGGUCCUGGACCGAGUCUUCUCGUCCUCGCAGCCCAAUCUGUGCUGCUCAACUCCGCCGUCGUUCGUAGGCGAGGGGACCCUGUGCGAGCAGCCGGACUCCAGCGCCGGUAAAGGGCUCGGGAUCUCACCGCUGGCCGCUGCUGAUGGAGCUUCUGUCAGUAAACCGGAGAUUUCCGUAUCCGCGCACGGAAGCCCGAAGCUGCUGGUGUCUCAUCUGGUGAUGUCCCAGCAGAAGAGCUCGUCCUUGGGCUCGACGUGCUUCGAGAAGCUGGUGGUGGAAUCGGCAGCAUCCAGUGAGGAUGACCUGGCCAAAAACACAAGUGACCUGGGCAUCAAUAUUGUGGAGCCAAGUAAUGAGAAACUUCCUCUCCCUUCAAAGCCAGGAAUGUAUCAGCUGGACAUUGUGUUGAAGAAGGGCAAUAAUCUGGCCAUCAGGGACAGAGGAGGGACCAGUGACCCAUAUGUGAAGUUUAAAAUCGCAGGGAAGGAGGUUUUCCGCAGCAAAACGAUCCAUAAGAACCUGAACCCAGUAUGGGAUGAGAAAGUCAGUCUGCUGGUGGAGAGUUUGAGAGAGCCACUCUACGUGAAGGUCUUUGACUAUGACUUUGGGCUGCAGGAUGACUUUAUGGGCUCUGCAUAUCUCUAUUUAGAAUCCCUGGAGCACCAAAGGAACUUGGAUGUGAGCCUUGACCUCAAAGAUCCCCACUAUCCCAACCAUGACCUGGGUACACUGGAGCUGGCAGUCACACUUAUUCCAAAAGAGGGAGACUUCAGGGAAGCAACCAUGCUUAUGAGAAGGAGCUGGAAACGAUCCAGUAAGCAUCAGAGUCUGAGGUUAUCAGACGUUCACAGAAAGGCUCAGCUGUGGAGAGGCAUUGUUAGCAUCAGUCUCAUCGAGGCCCGUGACCUUCAGCCUAUGGACGCCAAUGGCCUUAGUGACCCUUAUGUCAAAUUCAGAAUGGGACAUCAAAAGUACAGAAGUAAGACAAUACCAAAAACACUAAACCCCCAGUGGAGAGAGCAGUUUGACUUCCACCUGUAUGAUGAACAGGGGGGUUUCAUUGACAUCACCGUCUGGGACAAAGAUGCAGGGAAGAAAGAUGACUUUAUGGGCAGGUGCCAGGUGGACCUCUCUGUUCUCUCAAAGGAGUGCACACACAGACUGGACGUGCCUCUGGAGGAGGGUGAAGGCACACUGGUGCUGCUGGUCACUCUCACAGCCUCCGCUGCCGUCUCCAUCGCUGACCUGUCCGUCAACGUAUUGGACGACCCCCACGAGAGGAAGGAGAUUCUCCACAGAUACAGUCUGCUCAGAUCCUUUCACAAUAUUAAAGACGUGGGUCUGGUGCAGGUGAAGGUGAUCCGAGCAGAAGGGCUGAUGGCAGCUGAUGUUACAGGCAAAAGUGACCCCUUCUGUGUAGUGGAGCUCAGCAACGAUCGGUUACAGACACACACCGUGUACAAAAACCUCAACCCAGAGUGGAACAAAGUCUUCACGUUCAAUGUGAAAGACAUCCAUUCGGUCUUAGAGGUGACUGUCUACGACGAAGACAGAGACAGAAGUGCCGACUUCUUGGGCAAAGUGGUUAUACCGUUGUUAAAUAUCCAAAAUGGAGAACGCAAAGCUUACGCCUUGAAAAGCAAGGAACUGACAGGGCCAACCAAAGGGGUCAUCUUUCUCGAAAUAGACGUGAUUUAUAACAUUGUAAAAGCCGGCAUGAGAACCUUGAUUCCCAUCGAACAGAAAUACAUGGAAGACGAGCCACGAGUGUCCAAACAGCUGCUGCUGCAGAACUUCAACAGAGUGAGGCGCUGUAUAAUGUUGCUGAUCAACGUUGGCUGCUAUAUCAACAGCUGCUUUGAGUGGGAGUCUCCUCAGAGGAGCAUCUGUGCCUUUCUGCUUUUCGUGGUGGUUGUGUGGAAUUUCGAGCUCUAUAUGGUCCCUCUGGUCCUCCUGAUGCUGCUGGCCUGGAACUACGUUCUCAUUGCUUCAGGGAAGGACACGAGACAGGGAGAUGUGCAAGCUGUGGAGGAUUUGCUGGAGGAUGAGGAGGAAGACUUUGACAGAGAUGACAAGGUGCCGGGCUCAGUCCCCUCCCAGGAUGGCCGGCUGCCGGAAAGCCAUAUCCUUGCGGAUAUUUUGGCUUCCUGGCACUUUGAGUGGAUACGCGUGAUGGUGGACUCAGAGAGAAAGGGUUUCAUGAAUAAACUGUAUGCCAUUCAGGAUGUGUGUAUCGGUGUGCAGAAUGCUCUGGAUGAAGUGGCCUCCUAUGGUGAGAGGAUAAAGAAUACUUUCAAUUGGACUGUGCCUUUCCUCAGCUGGCUGACCAUAGUUGCCCUGUGUGCAGCCACUCUUGUGGUGUACUUCAUUCCUCUCAGAUACAUCGUACUGGCUUGGGGGGUGAACAAGUUCACCAAAAAACUGCGAGACCCGUACAGCAUCGACAACAAUGAGCUGUUGGACUUCUUGUCCCGAGUGCCCUCAGAUGUUCAAGUGAUGCAGUACCGAGAGCUGAAAGUGGAGCCCAGUCACAGCCCAAACAAAAAAAAGAAAAAUAACCCAGGAUAGCUCCUCUUCUCGCACGGAUGCUCUCCCGACGCCAAGGAGAAGGAGAGGACUGACUGGCAACCAGCCUCUUUCUGUCUUUCUUCCUCGCUCUUUUUUUUGUCCCUGUUUUAGCUGCAGCAUGGAGAGUUAAAGAGCGCAUUGUUAAUUACCAUCCGUCCUUUUUUGGGGUUUAUUUUUGCUGCGGGGAGAGCGGCGAAAGCUCUUGACCCCUUUUAGAGUCAAACAGUCUGGGUUAUUUGUCAGCGCUUGCCACUAACCAGACAGCUCUAAAAGCCAAGGUGUCCUUCCACAGCAGCAAACUGAGCCGCUCUAACCACAAAUAGCAGGAUCUGCUGAUAAUACACCCACCUGUGCCGACACACCUCACCUCCACAGAAGGGAAAACGAUGGUAGUUAAGUUGCAGUUUGCACCCUAUAAUUUGCGCGGCCCGGUCACUGCCAUAUCUAAAGCUAUCCGCAGCUGUUAUCGGAGUCGACAGCUGAGCCUGUAACGGUCCGAUUUAUGGCUGUAACAAAAGUGCUCGUGGAAAUUACUCAAAAAAAUGCCCAGUGCCAGUGAGGUUUGCGAUAUCGUUACGUCAUUUCGAUGUUCUUUUAACAGUAUGAAUGAUGCAUGCUGGGAUUGUUUAUUGUAAACUUUUUUGGACCAAUAGUAGCCGUGGCAGCAUCAGUGUUGUCCUCAUACUGGGGAUUAGGGAAUUUACGUUCCCUUGCAUCAUUCCCUCUUCAUCCUUUGCUCCUAAAGCACCGCCGAGUGCCACACCGCUGAUAAAGACGUGGGUUUUGGCCGCCAGAAUUUGAUGGUGUGGCGAGAGAGGCACUUCUCAUUUGAAAGCGACUUCCUCUGUCAUGUUCCCAUGUGCUGCAACUCUGCCCUACGUUGGGCGCCAGCUCAAACAUUGAUCUCUAAAGGCCAAGUGUCAUUAUAUAGAGGGAAACCCGGCUGAAAUCUUUCGAAAAAUCCCAAACUUGAAGGGCGAACGUCUGUCUUGACGAGAAGUCUAUAGCGUGUGGCAGGCUGCUUUAGGGCCUCCGGUGGGUACUGGAGGGUAGAGGUUUACUGACGCCGCCGCGGAGAAAAAGAGAGACGCGGGCUGCUUUCCUGGCACUCCUGUCAUUUCCUCUCGUUCACCCAGCCGCUUGUGAGGGAGGUCAUGGACGUGUCCACAGGGUGCUCUCGAGCGAGCAAUGAAAGAUCACAGCACAGACUACAUCAGAAAGGACACUAGCCCCAUCCCUGUGCCUCCCUCCUGACUUCUCAUUUACCGUAUCGCAUCUAUCAUAUAGAAAGACCAUUGAUUUGUCGGAGGGAUCUCCAUUACAAAGACAACACAAUCCCCACUGAGCAGGACACGGACGGUACUUCAGUGAAAAAAACAACAACACAAUGAUGAUUUGAGCAACAGAAAGGAACGUUUUCUAAGCCUGAAUGUGUUUCUGGACUGUACGUGUUGAUUUAAGUUGUUAAGUGGGUUUAUUGUGAAUGGUUUUUACAUCCAAAAAGCUUUUUGUUUUGUAAAAGUGCACAUGCUAUGUUUGCAAGCAAACCAAAGUGGAUCUUUCCGGGAAAUUAUAUAGAGAGACAACUAUGUAGAAUGUAUUUAGUGGAAAGGAAAUAUAGGCACUUUCAUUUAUACCAGAUUUUUAAAUAAUUUAACCAUUUUAGUUUUUUUGUAAAUAUUCCUAUUGUAAAAACAAACAGAAUAUAUGUGUUCAGAGAAUAUAUGUGAUCAGUUUAUGAACCUGUUGCCUGUGAUGUCAUACUGCUCCCUGUGACUGGCUGGAACACAGUUGGCAGAUUUGAGACAAAAACUGAAACUAAGAUAUGAACUACAAAUAAUUUGUCAUUACUUUUAAAGAUGUUUCCUUUUGUUUUUUAUAUAAUUAUUGCUUGCGUUCAUCAAUAAAAAACCAAAUCUCAAGG
Carassius auratus (goldfish) is the source of this 5016-nucleotide messenger RNA. It is a transcript of the gene mctp1a, whose product is annotated as multiple C2 domains, transmembrane 1a. Gene Ontology annotation, biological process: regulation of neurotransmitter secretion. The transcript is spliced from 22 exons. Bases 207 to 3092 code for a protein of 961 amino acids. NCBI's taxonomy places the organism in Eukaryota, Metazoa, Chordata, Actinopteri, Cypriniformes, Cyprinidae. Gene Ontology annotation, molecular function: calcium ion binding. Gene Ontology annotation, cellular component: synaptic vesicle membrane. The record is from RefSeq and is a predicted model, not a curated record.